Messenger RNA from Glycine soja, 831 nucleotides. RefSeq lists its product as uncharacterized. NCBI's taxonomy places the organism in Eukaryota, Viridiplantae, Streptophyta, Magnoliopsida, Fabales, Fabaceae. Gene Ontology annotation, biological process: regulation of DNA-templated transcription. Gene Ontology annotation, molecular function: protein dimerization activity; DNA-binding transcription factor activity; sequence-specific DNA binding. Gene Ontology annotation, cellular component: nucleus. The coding region runs from base 150 to 620 and encodes 156 amino acids. The record is from RefSeq and is a predicted model, not a curated record. The transcript has 4 exons.
AAACACAUGAGAUCAUAUGGAUUUGAGAGCUCAUCCCUUCUUUUAAAUGACCACAGAACUCUGCAGAGUUGAUAGCAAAAAGAAAAGCACCAGAGGGAAAGAAAGCCAGAAGAAGGAUCAUAAGAGGAGAGAGAGAGAGAGCACACAAAAUGGUUUCCAAAGAGCAAAAGAGAGCAGCACUGCAUGAGAAGCUGCAACAUCUUCGUUCUAUUACUAACUCUCAUGCUCUAAAUAAAACCUCGAUCAUAGUCGAUGCAUCAAAGUAUAUCGAAAAGUUAAAGCAAAAGGUAGAAAUACUGAAUCAAGAGAUAGCCUCAGCAGAGACUUCAAGUGUCCACAACCCUUUGCCUAUGGUUACAGUAGAAACCCUAGAAAAGGGAUUUCUUAUAAAUGUUUUCUCGGCAAAAGGGUGUUCAGGUCUGCUUGUUUCCAUAUUGGAGGCCUUUGAAGAGAUGAGACUCACUGUACUUGAAGCUAGGGUUUCUUGUACAGACACUUUUCGAUUUCAAGCAGUUGGAGAAAAUGAAGAACAAGCGGAGACAAUUGAUGCACAUGUUGUGCAACAAGCUGUGGUACAAGCAAUAAAGAAUUGGAGCAAAAGUGGCGAUCAAGAAGAGUAAAUCAGUAAUCAAAUAUCUGCUAUAUAUAUAUAUAUAUAUAUAUAUAUAUAUAUAUAUAUAUAUAUAUUGCAUUUUCCAUUUUUUUUCUUAUCCCAUUUUGCUUCAUGUUGGCUAACUGGCAAAUUGUUCCUUGAGGAAUCAAGCGUCAUAUAAGAUAGCUUCCAAUUUUAUAUAUAUAUAAUAUGCCAGCUAUAAGAGAAUGAUAAAGAGU